UUUUAAUAUAGUCUGUGUUGGAAUCCUUAUUUAUAAUUUGCAGUCUGUCAAACACAUCCAUCUCUUUUCUGUUAACUGUCAAACGACGGAUACACAGUUUUCACAAUGGGUCGUGUCAGGACUAAAACCGUAAAGAAAGCAGCCAAAAUCAUUAUCGAGAAGUAUUACACAAGGCUUACUCUUGAUUUUGACACCAACAAGAGAAUAUGUGAGGAAAUCGCAAUAAUUCCAACCAAACCCCUUCGUAACAAAAUUGCCGGGUUUGCCACCCACUUAAUGAGACGUCUCAGACAUUCCCAAGUCCGAGGAAUCUCCAUCAAGCUGCAGGAGGAGGAGCGUGAGAGACGUGACAACUAUGUUCCAGAAGUCUCCGCCCUGGAACAUGACAUCAUUGAAGUUGAUCCUGAUACCAAGGAGAUGUUGAAAAUGCUUGACUUCAACAACAUCAAUGGUCUUCAACUGACGCAGCCCGCUACCCAGGGUGGCUAUGGUGGCAGACGUAAUUAAGGAUAAUAAAAAUUAAGAUGUA
Danaus plexippus (monarch butterfly) is the source of this 529-nucleotide messenger RNA. RefSeq names its product small ribosomal subunit protein eS17 (gene RpS17). Gene Ontology annotation, biological process: translation. The transcript is spliced from 3 exons. Bases 106 to 507 code for a protein of 133 amino acids. NCBI's taxonomy places the organism in Eukaryota, Metazoa, Arthropoda, Insecta, Lepidoptera, Nymphalidae. The record is from RefSeq and is a predicted model, not a curated record. Gene Ontology annotation, molecular function: structural constituent of ribosome. Gene Ontology annotation, cellular component: ribosome.